AUGUCAACAUUUAAAGAAGCUUUUGAGUUGGAAAAAGUUGGGCCCAGCACCUUCAAAGGCAUUUACCCACUCAAAAAACCAAUUCCUGAAGCACGUGGAGCUUACGGAGGAAACAUUGCCGGUCAGGCCGUUCUUGUGGGCAUGAGAACUGUGCCAGAUGGUUUCUCGCCCAAUUCGUUCCACUCGUUAUUUGUCAAAGGCGUGCUGGAUCAGAUUCCUAUGGUAUGGGAAGUUGAAGAGAACUCAAACGGAAGAAACUUUUGCAGCAGGACUAUUCGGGGUAUUCAGGACGGAAAAGUAAGGUACAUCGUGGAAAUUUCCUUCACCAAGAACAAUUCGCUCAAGCAGGCAGAAAUCAACCAUCAAAAUUACUUGAACAAGAAGGUGCAGCAGGCUGCUGAACGCAGCGGGAAGGAAGUUGAUGACGAAGAUGACGAUGAAUUGGACGAUUUGGUUCAGAAACCUUUCUACUUCCUGACACCAUACCCUGAAUGGCUCAAAGAGGCUACUGAGGAUGAUCUCAUCAGGAAGGAAGAUACACCCUUAUUUCUUGAUCAUAAAUUUCCACGUCAGUUCGUCUCCCUCAAAGGCACUGAAUACGAGGAGGAGAUUGCACCCUCAGAAAGAAGAAUGUCAUAUUUUGGACGAAUCGGUGAUGGAACAACAAAGCUAGAGUCUCCGGACUUACAAUAUGUGGCUGUGGCCGUUAUUAGCGAUGCUGUUUUUUUGGCUGAACUUGCUAGAGUGUUUCGUGUGCGCAAAGAGAAUCUCAAGCCAUAUUUUUCCGUCUCUUUGGAUCAUCACAUGUACUUUCACGAUACUGAUUUUGACUGUACAGACUGGAUUGGAUUUGCAUUUCGGGCGGUACGUUUUGUCAAUAACAGAGUGCUUUUAGAGGCAGAAAUGUAUAAUUCCGAUGGCCAACACUUUGCCACAAUUUUCCAGGAGGGUCUUGUCCACUUGAAUGGGUUGUUGGAUAGUAAACUUUGA
Molecule: messenger RNA, 990 nt
Organism: Sungouiella intermedia
Lineage: Eukaryota; Fungi; Ascomycota; Pichiomycetes; Serinales; Metschnikowiaceae
Source: the annotation of a GenBank genome assembly